CCGAUAGGUAAGUGAGCCGGCUCUGUCUAUCUGUCUGUCUGCUUGUUUGUCAGUACCUGACUGUGUCUAUUGCACUGUCCAUUCAGUAAUUCCCGCGCGGGGCCUGUAUCUGGAACUGGCAAAGCCCUGGCGGACGCGCUAUAGGGCAGUCCGUCGGGAGCAGAAGGAGACGUCCUCCAGCUCCCAUCUGAGGCACUAUUUGUGCCAUCUGGUUUAGGCGCCAACGAUCUGUACUAGGGACACUGUUGGGCCGUCUGGUUCACGCGCAACGAGACUCCGUUAGGCUGGGUGAGUGGGAUCUAAAUUCCCACCGGGAGGCCGGAGAACCGGCUCACCUACAAGGGGUUUUUGCGGGUGACAUCUGGCUUACGCGCAGCGAUUUAUGUGCGCAGCAAUCUAUGUUUCAUGUUUCCCAUUGCCUGUUAACCCCUUUCCCUACAUAGGUCAAACCUGGUGCGACUGCAUAUUCUUAUAACCCGUACUAUUCUGCCUCUUAAAUCUUUUUUCUCCGGGGACUGCAGCCCCGCCUCAAUCAGUUCGGAAGCUGACUCAUCUUCGCACAGCAGAAGCUUGAGGAGGUGCCGAUCCAAUGAAAUAAUUAGGUUGUUUUAUUCCUUAUAUUUACCUUCCUAUUGUAAUGUACUGUCACCCCUUUCCCCUCACCAUCAUUGCGACUUUUGCCUUAAUCCUUGCUAUCGGAUUGGCGGAAGUUGCCCCGACCGGCUGAAACUGUGGUGAAAGGUUUCUGUUAGCACUCACUUUGCUUUUGUGGAUAGGAUGUUUUGUUAGCCUCCGUUGUUUUCUCCCUUAGACCUUAUUUGUGAACUUAAAUCUCUCUGUCUCUCGAUUUUCAGCUAGUAGAUUGAAGGUUUGGCGGGAAGGUCCGCCAUCUUGAAGGUUUGGCGGGAAGGUCCGCCAUCUUGGAACCUCCCCACCGACCUAUAAUUCAGUAACUACUUCCCGUUAGUCACCAGCUCAACCUUCUCUUCUCUACAGAACAUGGGACAACGUCAGAGUACACCUCUUUCCCUUCUUCUAACCAAUUUCAGGGAUGUCUGAGCACGAGGUCAUAACUUAAGCUUGGAUAUCUGCCGAUCUAAACUUAUCACCCCUUGCCGGUCUGAAUGGCCCACUUUCGGGGUCAGAUGGCCCUCAGAAGGCACUUUUUGCCUGCCAAUAAUUACAAAAGUUAGACUCCGGGUGCUCCUACCGGGAAAGGAAGGCCACCCAGACCAGGCACCUUAUAUCCUCGUUUGGCAAGAUCUUGUCGAGAACCCCCCACCCUGGAUUUCUCCCUUCCUCUCCUCAGGACCCUGCAAAAUCCUUGCGGUCAGACCUGCUAAUCCAGCCAGAGCAGUGACACCAACUGCACCAGUCCUCCCUGACAAUCAGGACUCACUAUUAUUAGACCCUCCCCCGUAACUUCCCCCACCUGUAGCCCCAAUGCCAGAGCCCGGUCCACAAGCGGAACCACUACAGGAGGGCCAAGCGCCUGUGGGCCUACAGGUGGGGGCAGAGGGUGGGGCUGAAGGACCAGCCAACCGAACGAGGGGGCGAAUUCAGCGGGACACAGCACCCCGCACUCCUGACUCCACAGUAACCCUCCCCUUAUGGGAGAUCGGCCCUCCGGAUGAUACCAGUAACCCCUGGCUCCAAUACUGGCCCUUCUCUACUAAUGACCUGUAUACCUGGAAAACCCAGAACGCCCGUUUCUCUGAUAACCCUAAAGACCUUAUCGCCCUUCUAGAAAGCAUAAUGUUCACUCAUCAGCCCACACGGGACGAUUGUCAGCAGCUUCCCAGAAUCCUGUUUACCGCGGAAGAAAGAGAGAGAGUUCAACUCGAGGCACGGAAAUUGGUUCCUGGAGAUGAUGGUCGACCUACUGUUAACCCUGAUCUCAUUAAUGCAGCCUUUCCCCUGACGCGACCCGGUUGGGAUUAUAACACCACAGAAGGUAGGGGACGACUGCUCAUUUAUCGCCAGACUCUAAUGGCGGGUCUCCGGGCUGCAGCACGCAAGCCCACUAAUUUGGCCAAGGUGUAUUCAAUAAUACAAGGUAAGACAGAAAGCCCUGCUGUAUUUUUAGAAAGAUUAAUGGAAGCCUUUAGGCAGUAUACUCCCAUGGAUCCAGAGGCUCCUGAAAAUCAGGCCGCAGUUGUAAUGUCUUUUGUAAACCAAGCCGCGUCCGAUAUUAAAAAAAAAGCUCCAAAAAUUAGAAGAUUUAGAAGGUAAACAGGUUCAGGAUCUACUCCGUAUUGCUCAGAGGGUAUACAACAAUCGAGAUGCCCCUGAGGAAAAACAACUCAAAGCCACCAGAGAAAUGAUCAAAGUUUUAGCCACCGUAGUCCAAGGGGACCAACGACGGGCCCCAAAUAAGGAUCAAUGCGCCCGUUGCAGAGAUAAAAAAACAUUGGGUUCGAUGUGCCUACUGUAAAGAAAAAAGACAUGAGACUCGAAGCUGCCCCCAAACCCAACCCCAUUGGGUCUCAGUGCUCUCAGAACAAUCAUGAUGUCUGGAUGGGGGAACGGGACAGUGAAGCUCACGCCAGGACCUAGGCCUGGUCCACGCAGGCCGAACAAUAAAUUCCCCGCCGUGGUGCCUUUUGGCAAGUGAUUAGGUCUCUUGUGUUCGUGGUUUCUGCCUUUGUUUACGAUGUCCGGACGCGGGAAGCAGGGCGGCAAGGCUCCCGCCAGGGCCAGGUUUCGCCCUUCUCGGGCCGGGCUGCAGUUUCUCGUCGGCCGCGUCCACCGCCUGCUCCGCAAGGACCAUUGCGCCGAGCGGGUUGAUACCGGCGCGCCAGUGUACCUGGCGGCCGCACUCGAGUACCUGACAGCCGAGGUCCUAGAGCUGACAGGGAACACGGCCCGCGACAACAAGAGGACGCGCAUCAUCCCGCACCACCUGCAGCUGGCCAUCCGCAACGGCGAAGAGUUCAACAGGCUGCUGGGCCGCGUCACCAUCGCGUAAGGCGACGUGCUGCCCAACAUCCGGGCCGUGCUGCUGCCCAAGAAGACCGAGAGCCACCACGAGACCAACGACAAAUGAUCUGGCAGUCCUCUGAGUUUCCGGAAGCGCUUUCAUACCCAAAAGGCUCUGCAAGACUAAAAAAAAAAAUCCUACCAAGGUAUACUGAUAAGGUUAAGUGACUAACCCACUUUUCAUUUCUAAGGUAAGUCAGGGACUGGCUUCCAUACUUGGGGCAGAUUGGAAAUUACAUUGUGCUUAUAGACCCCAAAGCUCAGGGCAGGUUAAAAGGAUAAAUAGAACCUUAAAGGAGACCCUAACCCAAUUGACCGUGGAGACUGGCACUAACUGAGUAGCCUUACUCCCCUACGCUCUGUACUGGGGUCAAAACUCCCCUUGUAAGUUCCGUAUCACCUGUUCACUUCCUCGCUAGGUUACUUUUUGGGUGAUAAAUUCUUCAUGUUGACCUUUUACCUGUUAUGCCAGGUACAAAUAUUUUUACCCUUUAAUGUUGUCAGUUGUUUCCUCUAACCCCAAGGAGCAAAGACAAAGCUUUCACCCAGAAGCUCCUUGCCCGCGCCUCCCCGCACGAAUCCAGACAGCAGACAAGACAGUCCCUGGGCCUGAUCGGGACCGACAAAACACCGCCUGGACCUGACCAGGACAACAUCACUUGGACCGAGAUAAGACCUGCACCGACCAGCCAUUAUGCUCGCUACACUUGUCCUUCUCUUAGCCUUACACAUAUUGUCUGUAAAUCCCAACCCGCAUCAGCCCUUCAAUCUAACCUGGGUCAUCGUUAGCACCUACACAGGGGAUAUCCUAGCGCGAAAUUCCUCUGUAGCCCCCAAAAACACUUGGUUCCCAGACCUCACUCUCGACUUACAAGACCUUGAAUGGGAAAAGACUGACAGCUACAAUCCCGCCAGCUCCCUCUUAAAAGAACAAUGGUUUUAUGUUUGCCCCGGACAUAAGAACAGUAACCGGGCCUGGAGGCAAAAGUGCGGGGGAAAUGAUUACUUUUUCUGCGCAGCUUGGGCAUGUGUCAGCACCGGGGACAUCUGGUGGUCUCCACCUGUUAAGGAUGACUUAAUCACCAUCCGCAGGGCAGACUCAAGGCCUAAAGAUUACUUGAGGGCAGAUACACGAUGGAAAAAACAUUGCAGCCGUAACAAUAAAUGCAACCCAAUAGUUAUUUCCUUUACAGAAAAAGGAAAAUCUGACGGCCGAUGGGAAGCUGGCAACUCAUGGGGACUACGUAUGUACACUUCACGGCAAUCCCUCCCAGGAGCCCUUUUUACUAUACGGCUCCUCGUUCGACCAAUUACAACCAUUAGCGUAGGACCCAAUCAGAUAAUAAACAGGCCCGUAAGACUCCCCACACAGGCAAAUAGGCUGCGCCCCUCCACCUCAAUGCCACCGACCAAGCAGACCACCCACGCCACUGAAAUGACCAAGUUGUCCUACAGAACCGAAGGGGGUUAGAUCCGCUUUUUCUCCAGCAGGGAGGUCUAUGUGCAGCCUUAAAGGAAGAAUGUUGUUUUUAUGCUGACCACACGGGGGUGGUUCGAAAUUCUAUGGCCAAAGUCAGAGAGGGGCUAGCUAAACGAGAACGGGAACAACAGGGAUGGUCUGAAUCCUGGUUUAACCAGUCCCCCUGGCUAACAACGCUACUUUCUGCUGUAGCUGGACCCCUAAUCCUCCUAUUUCUCCUCCUAACUCUUGGACCGUGCGUUAUCAACAAAGUCACCACCUUUAUUCGUGACCAACUCAGCAACAUCUCAGUCAUGGUCCUCAGAACCCAAUAUCAACCCCUAGACAUAGAGACUGAACUACAAUAAAUCCGUAACAAAGGAUCCAAGACUGGAUCCUCCGGUACAAGAGACAGGGGGGAAUGAGGAACCUAAGAGUUGUGGGGAACUUAAAAAUUAGACCUAGGCAAACUGAAACUUAACUGGUCUGUGCUAUUUCUGUAACAGUAUGAGUCGCAGGGAAAAUGAACUUAACCUGCCCCGCUUGUUCUGCUUCUGUACACACGCUUGGGGCGCUAUGUGAAGGGGGGGGUCAGCCAUGUGGCUCGACAUUGGGGCAGGGAGUACUGGAUGUUCAAAUUGUGGGACACAAUCAGGGAAUGCCGAACGUCUGAUCUUAAAUAUCGGCCAAUGUAAGCGCUGUAACAAUGGAACGCCCCUGACUUGUUUGGGCAGGCCUAUGAAAAGGACGGGUGCCGCCUGCACGGGGCUCUCUGGCUCUCCCCACCGCACCAGCUUGGAGGGAGCAGAGGACCCAGGUUCGAACCUGCGAUAAGCGACCCUUGCUGUUUGGCUUUGACUCUGGACUCUGGUGGUUCACUUUUGGGGGUCUCCCGAGUUUCGGGCAUUACACUGUUUUUAUAGUA
This is a messenger RNA of Suricata suricatta (meerkat), 5363 nucleotides long. Its product is annotated as histone H2A type 1-C-like. The coding region runs from base 2654 to 2968 and encodes 104 amino acids. The record is from RefSeq and is a predicted model, not a curated record. Gene Ontology annotation, cellular component: nucleosome. NCBI's taxonomy places the organism in Eukaryota, Metazoa, Chordata, Mammalia, Carnivora, Herpestidae. The transcript has a single exon. Gene Ontology annotation, molecular function: protein heterodimerization activity; DNA binding; structural constituent of chromatin.